Messenger RNA from Volvox carteri f. nagariensis, 1470 nucleotides. RefSeq lists its product as uncharacterized. The record is from RefSeq and is a predicted model, not a curated record. Bases 1 to 1470 code for a protein of 489 amino acids. Lineage: Eukaryota; Viridiplantae; Chlorophyta; Chlorophyceae; Chlamydomonadales; Volvocaceae. The transcript has 8 exons.
AUGGCAGCGUUGGCGAACGCAGAUUUGGAGCGGCUGGCGCAGCUGGCGUCGGUAAUGGACAAUUCCAAGACGCGGCUGGCCGUGCUGUGCCGUGUAGUAUCAGCGGCGUGCCCUGAACAGGCAGAGACCGUGGAGUUCAUUAGUGAGGUGCACGCGGAGGAUGGGCAGCAGGCGACGUCUGCCAUGAGGGACGUGGCCGCGGCGGCCAUGUUUGACAUCAUUCGGCGGCAUGAUCGUUCUGGCAGGGCCCUGGCAUUUCCGCUGCGUGAUUGCGUGGCGUUGCCCAGCGCGCGCGCCAAUGAAAUGAUGCAGUGCACAUCGGCGUCAUACGGGCGCAGGAAGCAUGUGCCGUGCGGUGUGACGGCGAUGGAUUUCAUCGGCAGGAGCGUCCUGGGCAUUGUGGUGCAGGCAUUGGCCAGCACGCGUGCCUGGGCUGCUGAGCAGGGACUGCUUCGAAGGGCGGAGCAUGGAUCGCCCAUUGGGGAUGGGCUGGUGCUGGCGGGCGGGUGCGUUCACAACGCGCUGCAGCCGGCGGCUCAGCAACUGUCGGUGGCACAGGCCGACGCGGACGUGUUCUUGGUGGGUGCUGUCAGUGCCGCAGCUGGCGCGCGCAUGGCCGCACACUUUUUGGAGGGCCUGGCGCAUCGUGUGGAAGUGGUGCAAGGCAGCAUGCUGGUGACGGAGCGCUCCGUCGGCGCGCUGUACAUGAUACCACCCGGUUUCGCUGACGCGGGACGUGGCCUUCGUGUGCAGGUGUGCCUGCGGCCAUACUUUUCAACAUUCCACGUGUUGAACAGCUUCGACUUGUGCGCUUGCAAAGUGGCGGCGCUGCCGUCGGGAGCAAUCGUGGCCCAUCCACGGUUUGUGUACGGCUGCGCACGUGGGCGUGUGCAGAUGGUGCUGCCUUGUCUGUGCAUGCUGGGUGACCAGGUCGGUGCUGGUGACACCACACAUGGCGCACACCACAAGUGCACCGGCCAGCAGCAUGCUUGUGACAGCGCUCCAAGCCGCGAGCCGGUCAGAGAUGCCAAGUCUGUGGCCGGGGCCACUGCGCCAGGAUGCUCCAAAGUACCCAGGAAUGUGUUGCUCAGCAUCUGUUACAGCAGGAGUGGGCAAUGGUACGUCAGAUGGUCGACGGUGCUGCUGGUGUGUUGGCUGUGCAGCGACCCGGUUGCGUUGAUGUGGCUGGUGAUGCUGCUGACGCCUCUGCUGCUGCUCCUGCUGCUGGUGCACCUGAAGGGGCUGCUGCUGCAGCGGUUCGUGCUGAUCAGCCCAUUCCGCCAAAACCUGCUGCACGGACAGCACACACUUGAGCAGCACGCCCGGCAGAUGGUGAUUCUGACAUGCAGAGGCCAACCGCUCGACAAGCCGCGACGAGAUGCUGACGGCGUUGCCCUGUCCACACAUCUGGCAACAUAUCCAGUAGGCGAAUUUCAGGCGCAGGCACAUCAGUGGCACACGCGGCAAUGA